ACUUAAACGAUCAUUUGGUUACAGUUCGACUAAACGACAUCGUUUAUCCUGACCCUAAGCCCAUAGCUUACCAUUUGACUGCAGCAGAAUAUCAUUUCUGCCUCUCAGUCAGGACUGAUAUUAGUCAGCUGUGUUCAUUGACCUCUGACCGGAGGACUGAUACGUGUUAUUUAAUAUAUUCAUCUGAUCAAAUCUGAGGUGAAGAUGAUGCGGAAGAAGAAGCGCUCAUCUGUUACAGUGGACGAAGAAUCCACACUUGAUAUUCCAAAGUCAAAAAAGACCAAGAGCACUGGGCGACCUUCAAAAUCCUCUGCAAAGGAAUCUGACCCGGACUCCAUCUUUGUUCAGUUACUCAAAGAGUCUGGGGUCACUUUGACACCUGUCAAUACAGCUAAUGAAAUAGCCGUAGAUCAAGUUAUAUUUCAGAAACGACUUCAGCAGCAUCUACGUAAAAAUCCCAGAUUCCCAAAUACCAUACAGGAGUUUAUGUCUGGGAUGGAAGUAUACAUCGAAGAUCCAGAGAGAUUCAGAAACUGUCUGCUUCCCUGUGUGCCGGCUGCUCAACAGGAUAACAAUUCCGGUUGCUAUCAGGAGAGUCUGGUGCGCUUGUUGCUUGGAAUAGAAAUACUGCAGACCCCCGUCAUAAACACUUUGUUUGAAAAGCUUCCAGAGUUCAUGUUUGAGGGUGUGACUGAGGAUGGACUCAAUGUUCCCCGUCUCAUUAUCAAUCAGUUAAAAUGGCUGGACAGAAUCAUAGACUGCAAGGAUUUGAGCAGUAAGCUGAUGGAGAUGGUGUCAGUAGCUCCUGUAGAAAUCCAGAGGGACAUUAUCACCAGUCUUCCUGAGAUCCUUGAGGACUCGCAGCACGCAGACAUGGCCAGAGAACUGAAUGUUUUACUCCAGCAGAACACUCAGCUCACUGUGCCGGUAUUGGAUGCUUUGUCCAGCCUGAAUCUCAGCUCUGCUUUACUGUCAGAGGUGCGUGAGGCAGUGAUGAGAACUCUCUCUGCUGUACAGUUAGAGGAUCUUCCUGUUGUUGUGAAGUUCAUCCUUCACUCCAUCUCUACAUCUGAUGCUAAUGAGGUGGUGUGUGACCUGCGGAAGAAGCUACAGUUGGAGCAGUGUGUUUUGCCAGCUGUCCUGCAGGCCUCCCAGAGCAACAAAAAAAAUCCAGGAGCCUCAUCAUGCAGCAGCGGUCAGGACAGCGUGGCUCUGAUUCUGGAGGUCAUAAAGUCGGCUAUCCGCUUCCAGAAGACCAUCUCUGAGGCCUGGCUUAAGUCCAUAGAGAACGUUGAUGAGCCGGAGGACCAUAAGGUGAUAGAUCUGUUGGUACUGUUCAUUCUGCACGCCACUAACGCAAACCACAGCAGGCGGGGGGCGGAGCGAGUUCUGAAGGUCAAAGUUCGCAAGGGUUUGAUUCAGGAGACUCUACUGCAGAAGACCUUCAAGGGUCAUGCGCAGGUUAUGCGAGGUUAUUUCCCCUCGAUUCUGGCUCUAGCUCAGGGUCUCUUGCGUUCUCCAGACUGUUGUGUGGUGCCUUGUGGAGGUCACAUGUACAAACAAGCUUUCACUGCCUUUGACUCCUACUGCCAGCAGGAGGUGGUGGGCUCUCUGGUCACACACGCGUGCAGCGGUGUGUGCGGGGAGGUGGAUGUUGCAUUGGAUCUUCUCUGUGAGCUUGUGUCACAGAGACCUGCAGAGAUGAGCCAGUUCACUGUUUUUGUGAAGGGUAUUUUGGACUAUAUGGAUAACCUGACAUCGCAGCAGAUCAGACGUCUCUUCCACCUGUUGAGUCUCCUGGCAUUUGGACAAGAGCAGCAGGGAGGGCACAUCCAAGACGACAUGCACAUCGUGAUUCGUAAGCAGCUGUCCAGCACAGUGCCAAAGUACAAGCGCAUUGGUAUCAUAGGGGCGGUCAUGAUGGUGGGCAGUAUGGGGGCUUGCAGAAAUAAACCUGGUUGCUCUCAGGGUGGAACGCUGCCUAAAGAAACAAACAGACAGGUGAUGGCUCUGUUGGAGUUGGUGCGUUCAUGCAGUGAGAGUUCACCUGAGGCCGCCGCUCUGUGUUACGAUGAGCUAGCCAACCUUCUGCAGACCUGCAAACUGGACCCUCUAGUGCAGGCAUGGAUAGGGAAGAGGGUGUUAGAAGAUUUCCAGGAAGAUUUUGUCGUUGACCUUGGACCAGAGACAACAAGUUCUUUUGUGUUUCCGGCAUGUGUGAUGUAUCAUCUGGAUGAGGAGGAGAGUCAGGGAGGAAUCGCCAUCAAUAUCUUGCCUGUGAUGGCUCGAGACCAGCAACACAAAUCAGACAUGGCACAAACCGCUGGAGUCAAGAGAGAGAGGCGUGUGUCCCCUCUGUGUUUGUUCUCGUUUUUUCGUCUUUUGAGGUUGUGUGAGGAAGUUCAGCAUGACGGAGAUCUGGAGGAGAUUGAUGCUCUGCUAGGUUGUCCUCUGAUCCUGACUGAUAUGGAGGUGGUGGAGAAGGUUGAGAGUUUGUCCAGGACUGAGAGAGAGUUUCUCUGCUCUCUUCUGUUUUACACCAUCAACUGGUUCAGAGAGGUGGUUAAUGCCUUCUGCAAGCAGAAAGAUACAGAGAUGAAAAUGAAGGUUGUUACUCGUAUUCAGAACAUCACUUACCUUCAGAGUUUACUGCAGACGUGCCUAGGAGCUACACCAAGUUACACUCCACCUCAGGCAAACUUCGAUGGAGAUCGAGUUGAAGGGGUCGUACCUUCUUCCUCCCUCCCUCCGCCAAAGAAAGGAAACAAGGUUGGUAAGAAGAGGAAGGCAUCAGUGAAUAAGAACACUUCAGCUGACAAAUCUGAGCUGGAAGGGGCCGCAGAGGCAGAAGAGUCCCAGCAGGACCAUCCAGACAAAGAGAGCGAGAAGGAGAAAGAGAAGGAGACCGCAUCAGGGGUCAGUCUGGCUUCCUAUUGGCCGUUCUUCAGAGAGCUGGAUGUUGAGGUUUUGAGCGUGCUACAGUGUGGCCUUCUGUCUCGAACGCUACUGGACACCGAGCUACACAGUAAAAUGAGAGAAGAAGUGCAGUUGGGCCCCGCAGAGUUGCACUUCCUGUUGGAAGACAUGUGGCGAAAAAUGGACUUCAGUUUGGCUUCUUCUCUAGCCAAGAAGGCCCCGUUUCUCAAAAGUAAGACAGACAGAACUGUAGGAUUUGCACACCUGCAGCAGAAAAACGCCAAAGAAAUCGCCACCUGCUGCAUCGAGCUGCUGCCCACCCUCUGCACUCACCUAGAGAACUGUCACAAUCACUUUCAGACUCUGCUGACAGAGAAUCAGGGUGUUGUUGAUGCCUCUGGUGUGGAUGUGAAGGAACAGCAGCUUAUGUCAUCAGCCUAUCAGCUUCUCCUGCAAGUGCUACACACCACGUUCAGCUGGUCUGGCUUCUCUGUUCCCGAGCAACGUGUUCUUCUGAAGAAGGCUCUGAGAGUUCUGGCCUGUCGACUGAAGGAAGAAGAGACUGAUCUGACCCUUGAUCAGCUCAGCAGGCACGCUUUCCAGUAUCUGCAGAACUUUAAAAGCUCUCUGCCCAGUCUGAACACCGCCCUGUGUCUCACCCAGCUGCUCAUUGUGCUGACACAGUUCGGAGGAUCAAACCACAGGACAUACAGAGAGCAGAUCUCAUCCCUGGCCAAGCAUUUCUUGUGUCAAGAGUGGGUUACAGCGAGUGGAGAGAGAGAGCGAGGAAACAAAUACAAUGAAGCGCUUCAUACCCUCCUCAGUAUAUAUCUGGAACACACUGAUGACGUCCUGAAGGCCGUGGAGGAGAUUGCUGGUGAAGGAGUUCCAGAGUUAUUAAAUGCUGCUAAAGAUGCCAGCUCUCGCAGCUGGCCCACGCUCAACAGGCAGACCUUCCUGGUGUACUACAAGAGCUUGAUGGCAGAGCUGGAGAGAGCUGUUCGCAAGAUUCCUCCCAGCAAACAGAGCGAUAACCGAGAGGUGCAGAGCGAGAAACUGUUAACAUGGAAUCUAGCUGUGCAGGAUUUCCACAUUCUCUUAAACCUGGUCAAGGUGUUUGACACCAGACCUGUACUGACGGUGUGUUUAAAGUAUGGCCGUCUUUUUCUGGAAUCAUUUCUAAAGCUGGGAAUGCCUCUGCUCGACUACAGCUUUAAAAAACACAAGGAGGAAGUUCAGAGUCUACUGAAGACCUUUCAGCUCAGUACUAGACAACUCCACCACAUGUGUGGUCAUUCAAAGAUCAGGCAAGAUACAGGCCUGACCAAUCACGUCCCAGCCCUGAAGAAAAGUCUGGAACAGUUUGUGUAUCGUGUGAAGGCCAUGCUCACUCUGAACCACUGCCAGGAGGCUUUCUGGCUGGGAAACCUGAAGAACAGAGACCUGAAGGGUGAGGAAAUUCUCUCACAGAGGUCACAGGUCGCUGAUGAGCAAGAAGAAUCGUCUCCAGUGCAGAGCGACAAUGAGGAGAGCGAAUCAGAUGAGAUAACUGAUCAACAGCCAGAUGAAGAUGUAGAGGAAUCAAAUGAAUCUGAUUGAAAUAAGAUUGUUCAUUUGUUGCUUUACGUUAAUAUAUUAUCAAUACACUAUUAUUACCUUCAUGUAAUGUAUUUUCUGAAUAUGUGAUUUUAUUUAAAAGAUAAAGCUAAUAAAUAUGCAUUUGUUUUGUUAACAUUUCGUCUAAGAUGAGGACUGGUCAAUCAAUUAUUAGAAAUCUUGUUCAUGUUUGUUUUAUAUGUAAAAAAUGAGAUUUAAAUUGACUGUUUUAAGUGGUUGAAAAUACUGCUGUUAUUUCCAAAAAAAAUCUUCAAUCUGUAACUGUUAACACAUUAGAUCACCUCUUUUAAUAAAUUACAAGUAUAUAGUUAAAA
Molecule: messenger RNA, 4847 nt
Organism: Triplophysa dalaica
Lineage: Eukaryota; Metazoa; Chordata; Actinopteri; Cypriniformes; Nemacheilidae
Gene: fancd2
Product: FA complementation group D2
Exons: 44
Coding region: 205-4515 (1436 amino acids)
Biological process (GO): double-strand break repair involved in meiotic recombination; homologous chromosome pairing at meiosis; mitotic intra-S DNA damage checkpoint signaling
Cellular component (GO): condensed chromosome; nucleus
Molecular function (GO): DNA polymerase binding
Source: RefSeq, a predicted model, not a curated record